Messenger RNA from Wallemia ichthyophaga EXF-994, 2652 nucleotides. Its product is annotated as Exopolyphosphatase. Bases 1 to 2652 code for a protein of 883 amino acids. Lineage: Eukaryota; Fungi; Basidiomycota; Wallemiomycetes; Wallemiales; Wallemiaceae. Gene Ontology annotation, cellular component: cytoplasm. The transcript has 7 exons. Gene Ontology annotation, molecular function: exopolyphosphatase activity. The record is from RefSeq and is a predicted model, not a curated record.
AUGAAUACCUUACUCGCAGCUACGAGGUCGAAAUUUAUGGCUGAUUUGAGAGCUAAGUCGAUCAGCAAUUGGAUCAUCGUACUCGGAAACCAAUCUAAUGACUUGGACAGUCUAGCCUCAUCAAUUGCAUUCAGCUACCUAUCCACGCUCUCUAACGCGCCUAUUUCGCUCAAACAGGCUAUUCCCGUCGUUCAGUCGUCGAGAGAAGACUUGAAUCUUCGUCCUGAGAACAGACUAGCGCUAUCAAAUGCAAAAAUCGAUACAAACUCUUUGAUCUUUUUCUCAGACAUCAAAGAUGAUUUUGACCCGGCGACAAAUUACGCCCUGGUGGAUCAUUCUACACUUGAUAAUCAAUGGAAAUCUCCUGAAUCAGAUGUAGUCGCAGUUAUUGAUCAUCACGAUGGCGCACCUGAUCGUUACCCGAGUGCGCUUUUAUGGGAUGUCAGAACACCAGUUGGAAGCUGUGCAAGUCUUGUUACGGACAAUUUCAAACAUGCCUGGGCUCAAUCGAUCAUUGAUUCAGAUACAGAAAGAAGCAUCGCUGAUUUGCUCAUUCAGGCUAUUAUAGUGGAUACCAACAAUCUUAAACAAGGUGGUAAAGCGCAGAGCGUUGAUUUUGAGGCUUACGACUUCCUUCUGCCUCGCUCCUCUUUCGCUGGUAUUCAUCAAGCGUCACAGCCAUCCACCGUAGCUACAUCCGAUCUAUUUGGCUCGCUCUCCGAGUGUAAAAAUGAUGUGUCAUCAUUAAACACUACACAGCUACUUCAAAGAGACUACAAACGCGUCUAUGCAUCUAAUGGAAUAAGUUUAGGGCUAGCAUCUGUACCCAUGAGCCUUGAAGAUUGGAUUUGCGGAAACGCAAGUGGCAUAGACUCGUUUGAGAGAGAUAUACAAAGAUUCACUCAAGAUGACGGAAAAGGCGAGGGUGCUCUUGAUUUGCUUGGAAUUGGGACGAGCUAUCACGAUCCUAACAGUAAAAGCGGCCACAAACACAGAAGGGAAUUGCUACUGCAUGUACCCUCCUCUAGCAAGCUGAACGCUCACUUGGAUAAACUGAGAAAGGGGAUAGAAGCUGAUGAACUGCUUAAGCUGAAGAUCAGCGGUAACUUUGCCUUCUCUUUGAAUGGCACAGUCGUUUACAAUCAAAAUAAACAUGCCAGUCGUAAACAAGAGACUCUCAAGCCUUUACCACUUUUAUCUGAAUUCCCCGCACAAAUUAUAAGCUUCUCGCGCACCUCAACAGCUCCUUCAUCUUGGACUACCAACUCAAUGUCAUUAAAAGAAUUCGACGACUUGCUGAGAGAAACAGUGAUUCACAGAUCGACACUGUCCAACACCAGAGUGGAGAGGAUAUCGUACAUCUGCGGCAAAAACCUUAACAUGGGAUCUCAACAUAUGGCUUCGUCCAUCUUGGAAACUCACAGAGACAAAAAAGCCAAGAGGGUCUCUAGUCUUUACACGCUACAUGCGCUGGUGCAACAAGCACACAAAGCGAUCAAGAAAAGCAACAGGGAUUCAAAUAAUUGGAAGAACUUUCUCUCCGCGAUUGAAUCCAUCUUGGUCGAUUUCUUCGACGAAUCUCUUAAAUACCUUGACAAAGAACUGAAGGAGAAAAAUCUUAAGAUACUCAAAAUGUGGUCACAGAUGGCCGUAUUCAAUAAGCCCAUGCUUGAAAUACUUAUGGAUAAGAUGAGCAACAGCGGCGAAACUAAUGAAAGCCAGAAGCAAAGCGACCGCGAUACUCUCGACGCAAGACAUGAGUCAAGUAGUAAUAAAAAUGUUUCAGAAAAAGGUGCUUUCAUAAAUUCUUAUUAUAUACAAAUUAACUGUAUUGACGUUGUGAACCACUCAGAUACAGCAAAAUCUUCAAGCAAAAAGGAUGAUGGAGAUAGCAAUGGAGGUUUACCUGCAAAUAUCCUUCAAUUCCUUUCCAAGAUUCCUUCAUCAGAUGACAAGAACUCUCAAACACCAUCAUCCGAUAGCGGUAGCUUGAAGAGGGACAGAAGUAACAAUGACAGAUACGAUAGCAGAUACGAUGACAGAUACAACGACAGGUACAAUGAUAGAUAUGAUUAUGGGAACAGAGAUAGAUCAGCGCGUCUACCACAGAGCAUACAAAACCAAAGCUAUGAUAGUGGUAAGCGUCCAAGGAUAGAUCCAAGAACAAAGAGACCAAUUGAAAGCUCUAGAGAGAGCUUUAGCACUAACUCACCUUCGAAUACCCACUCAUACUCACACUACUCACAACCAAAUCACAUGUCUUACAACAGCUAUCAGCAGGAUCAAAAGUCACCAACACCAGACAGUAGCAAUAAUUAUAGUCAUAGUCAUAGUAAUAAUAAAUCUGUUGAUGCAUUAUCUAAUUUUGAUUGGGUAGCAUUCGACCCAACUCAACCGCAAUCUUGGAUAUUGGCUGGAAAAGCAUUCGAGAAGACAUUCGGUUUCGUUCCCUCAAAUGAACAAAUAGGUAGCUGUGCAUUCAUGUGGGUUUACUAUACCAAUAUGCAGACUAUGCAGAUGGCGCAACAGCAACAGCCAAUGGAUCAAACUGCAGUUAAUGACAUCAGAGGCAGAUCGACAAGCAGAUCAAGAUCAAGAUCAGUCUCAAGAUCCAGAUCCAGAUCAAGAUCAAAUACUCCAUUGCACGACUAA